This is a messenger RNA of Sphenostylis stenocarpa, 1341 nucleotides long. The record is from the annotation of a GenBank genome assembly. NCBI's taxonomy places the organism in Eukaryota, Viridiplantae, Streptophyta, Magnoliopsida, Fabales, Fabaceae.
AUGGCGGAUUCCUCGAGUCGAUCCAGAGACCUGGACAAACUUCUUCUCCGCCCUGGCAAUCUCGUCGGUCCCAGGUUCGAACCUGGCACCGAGUUGCGAGAUGACCUUCAGACCUUCGCCAAAGUGUUGGUGGUAGGGGCAGGAGGUUUGGGUUGCGAAUUGUUGAAGGAUUUAGCCCUCACUGGAUUCCGAAACCUUGAGGUCAUUGAUAUGGAUCGCAUAGAGGUUACUAAUCUCAACCGUCAAUUUUUGUUCAGACUUGAAGAUGUUGGCAAACCGAAAGCUGAGGUAGCUGCCAAGCGGGUCAUGGAGAGAAUCAGUGGCGUGCAAAUUGUGCCGCAUUUUUGCAGGAUUGAGGACAAGGAGAUUGAAUUUUACAACGACUUUAGCAUUAUUGCCCUUGGUCUUGAUUCCAUUGAGGCACGCAGCUAUAUCAACACUGUUGCCUGUAGUUUUCUAGAGUAUGAUUCUGAUGAUAAUCCACGAGAAGAGACUAUCAAACCUAUGGUGGAUGGUGGGACUGAAGGUUUCAAGGGCCAUGCUAGGGUUAUCAUGCCAGGGAUCACACCUUGCUUUGAGUGUACAAUCUGGCUUUUUCCACCGCAAGUAAAGUUUCCUUUGUGCACCCUGGCUGAAACCCCUAGAACUGCUGCCCAUUGUAUUGAGUAUGCUCACUUGAUUAAGUGGAAUGAGGUUCAUGGUGGAGUGGCUUUUGAUCCAGAUAACCCUGAGCAUAUGAAAUGGGUUUAUGACGAGGCUGUCAAGAGGGCUGAGCUUUUUGGCAUUCCUGGAGUUACUUAUUCUCUUACACAGGGUGUUGUCAAGAACAUCAUACCAGCUAUAGCUUCAACAAAUGCUAUUAUAUCCGCCGCAUGUGCACUGGAAACAUUAAAGAUUGCAACAGAGUGCAGCAAAACUUUGUCGAACUAUUUAACGUAUAAUGGAUCAGAAGGCCUCCAUACGGAAGUGGCAGAAUUUGAAAGGGACAAGGACUGUCUUGUGUGUGGUCCUGGUAUACUUAUUGAACUGGACACUUCAAUCACAUUGCAAAAGUUCAUGGGUCUUUUGGAAGAACAUCCUAAGUUGCAAUUAUCAAAAGCUAGUAUUACACAUCGAGGAAAGAAUCUGUACAUGCAAGCCCCCCCUGUAUUGGAAGAAAUGACUAGAUCAAACUUGAGCCUAUCUCUUUUUAACCUCAUGGGUAAACUGCCCAAGGAUGUUGUGCAUGUGAAUGGUACAACAAUCAAGAACGACCAAAAGUUCUCUUGUUUGAGAAAAUUACGUGUUAUUUUCAAGGGAGUUGAUGGGGUUGCGGAUAUGGAUACAGCUGGAGGAGCAUAA